This is a messenger RNA of Prunus persica (peach), 2460 nucleotides long. RefSeq lists its product as uncharacterized. The coding region runs from base 1 to 2460 and encodes 819 amino acids. The record is from RefSeq and is a predicted model, not a curated record. The transcript has a single exon. Lineage: Eukaryota; Viridiplantae; Streptophyta; Magnoliopsida; Rosales; Rosaceae.
AUGGGGACCACUUCAGUACCCACGUUCUUAUCGGAAGAAGGGGUACCGUUCAGAAGGCAGAGCGGAGCUAGCCCAGCGCUACCUCAAUGCACUCCCUUCGGGAACGCCCCCGCAACCCAAACAACCGCCGAAGCCGAGCUGGUAGUCCAAAUCGCGUCCCUAUGGAAGGACAUGGCAAGGCUUCAGGAACACAACAACCUUCUUUCGUCCAAAGUGGACGAAACCCAGCAGCUGCUCUAUCAGCAGCACACGCAGAACAUCCAGACAACUCACUCUUCCGAGAGCUUGCAGACCCCCCAUAGGAAGAAGAAACACGAGAAGGUAGCGAGGGCAACGCCUGCACCUUCCAAACAGUUGGUAGUUCCGGCGCCCAGGGAUCAGCCGCACAUCCCCAAGAAGGUCUACUCUGAUUGUCGACAUCGGAUUAACGAUCGGGAGGCAGAAAGACAGAGGUCUCCGAUCAGGAUUAGCGCUCGACUAAGGGACUCACGGAUGAAAAUCCUAGGAGACAAGUCGCCUAUCCAGAAGGUUAGAGGGCUGGACCCCGCAGAGGAGUCAGAAUCCGAAUAUAUCCCUUCCAGGACACAAACUUCCACCUACCGUUCGGCAACGCCUUCACGGUACUCAGGGGUUGAUCCACUAAACCUACAAAGACGAUCGGAAGAUUAUGGUUCCGAGGAAAUCCCUAGCCGAGACCCUGUUGUUCGACUCCUUUUUCAGAAAGUCCAGAAAAUGGAAGACGACAACGCUCGCUCCCAAGAACCAGAAUGGGGGAAGCUUCGGCCCGGACCAUUCACCAGGCGCAUCCGGGACUCUCGGCAGGAUAGGGAAGGGCAGCAACUGCGUAUACCGUUCUAUACGGGAACGGAGGACUCCUUAACACACCUCCACUCAUUUCAGUCAGCCAUUAGAUGCAAGGGCCUGAGCGAUGAAGGGCAGUGUCUGCUAUUCUCGUCUUCCCUUACCGGAGCGGCCCUGAACUGGUUCUACCGGUUGGAGCCGGAAACGGUAGAUUCCUUCGACGAGUUGAAGCAGAUUUUCCUCAAUCACUUCAUGAUCCAAACGGACCGCCUUUACUCUGCCGAUGAUCUGUACACGAUCCGGCAAAGGGAGGACGAACCUUUGAGAGAAUACCCGGCGCGCUUCAGUCACGAAUACUCAAGGUGUCCGGAAACAGACGAUAGGGCAGCCUACGGCGCCUUCAAGAGUGGCCUUCGGUCCUCGCAUUUUCGAUACCUAGUACACAGCAGCAACUGGCGCACGUACGACGAACUGAUGAAGCAGGCAGCAAUCCACGCCAAAGCUGAAUACUUCAACUCGAAACCCGGGGUUUCGGCACGGCGAGGGGAUGCCGAACCAAGCGCUUAUCCGGCAAAGGCGCCAUCCUACGAGAGGGUCGACCCAUACUCGGCAGGUCAUAAGAGGAAAGACGACCGUGCCGAUCGAAGAGAACACCGGAAGAAGGGAAAAGGGAGGUAUGGACGCAACGACAACCGAGCGCCCCUGCCGAAUCGUGACCACGGCAACGAGGUCUUUACCCUACUGAACACUACCUACGAGGCCGUUCUGAUGAACGAACAAGAAAUAAUACCAAAGCCCAAUCUGCGAAGACCCAAUCGGCAAGACAACCGGGAUACCGGUAAAUUAUGCCGAUACCAUCAGCACAACAGCCAUAAUACAGAGGACUGUAUAAGCCUAAGAAAGAUUGUCGAACGAUUGAUCAGAGAGGGGAAGCUAGAUCAGUACAUCGCCCGGCAGCCAACGGCGCCGGUACCGAAUUCAAUUCGGCAGAUAAACAUGAUAAGCACUAUCAGCGGUGGCCCCACCAUCGCAGGAAUGAGCAACCGUUCAAUGAAGCAAUACGUGCGCGCCGCACAAUUUCCGCAGGUAUUCGGCAUAGAAGUGAAUCGGCACCAUGAAAUACCGAAAGUUCAUUGGGAACCAAUCACAUUUUGCGAAGAGGAGGAAGAGGGCAUCCUCUAUCCCCACGAUGACCCGAUGAUAGUUCGAGCAGAAAUUGCCGGCUACGAUGUAGGACGAGUGCUGAUCGAUACCGGGAGCUCGGUGAACGUAAUUUUUGCCGAAGCUUUCCGAGAGAUGGGAAUAAAGGAUAGCCAGGUCAACCAGCAGUUGUCACCUUUGUUAAGUUUCUCUGGGGACCUGGUCCAACCGGUCGGUAGUGUAAAACUGCCAAUUACCUUCGGCACCGCGCCAAGGAAAACGACGGUAUACGAUCAGUUCCUCAUCGUUGACUGCCCGACAGCGUACAACGUCAUAGUUGGACGAACGGCACUCACCAGGGUCAAGACACAUCUCUCCCCCCACAUGCUACUGAUGAAGUUCCCAACCCCCAACGGCACGGGGGCUGUCCGAGGAAAUCAGUUAAGCGCGCGGACUUGCUACGCCACGGCCCUCAAGUCAACCUCUUUCAAAAUCCCGGACGAGACCAUGUCUGUAUAG